AUGCUUCAGGCCAGAUUCUGCGCUCUAUUGACCUUCUUCAUAGUGGCAGUAUUUUCCACACAAGAUUUCGACGAGUUCGACAUUGUUAGAGACCUGCCAUUAAAUGAGCUUCCAGAAGGCUCUUACGAGAGACUAUCAUACGAUUCUUUAUUAUGGGGGCCGUACAACUCAGGCCGUUACUUGGGAAUUAGACCUAGACUCCCGGAGUCGCUUCUUUCGGGACUUAUGUGGUUCAAUGCCGAUGAACAAUUGGGUGUCAGCCGUCUCCGUGACUUCUAUGAACAGGGCGACAACAUGGCUAGAGCAAACUGGGUGCAAUUUGAUCCACGUUUGGGAGGAAGACAAGUGAUCAGCGACAACGAUUGCCAUAUUGACCUCACGAUUGAUUUCGUCAAGAGUGACAAUGGUCGCAAUUGGGCGGGCCACGAGAACGUGAAAACCUCUUUUGUUUGGUGGUCUGGUCUUCAAGGCGAGAGAAAGAGCGAUGGAAACAAGCCUGAGAACGAGGGCGUAUUGAAGUUUGAUACUCCCCACAACGAAAAUGGAUACAAGGGAACUAUUGAUCUCUCUGGAUUCUCUGACGACCUAGGCUUGUUUGAGAUCAAGAUUAAUGAUGGGGGCCCCGGAACUUCCAACAAACACCCUGGUCUGCCCAAGGGUACAUUGAGGGAACUCAAUCCAAAGAGAACACACCACAUGAGUUUGCGUGUACCAAAUCAAAACGUUUGGCAAUCAAGAGGUAUCUUCAUGACCCUUUUGAAGGACUCUGUCCAAGAUAUCAUUAGCACUUACGAGCAGGACGCAGACAGAUUUCCACCUCAUGUCGUCUACAUUCUUCGCAACAUGAAUAACUAUGAGGGUAACUUGCAUUUUGUUCAAAAGGUGUACGAGGGUGCCUCCGAAUUUGAUGUUAUCUACACAGACGUUACAUCCCCUCCAACCGAGAAGAUCACCUUCGACAAUAUCAACAAUAAGAUCGACGAAGUUCUUUCGAAGGUCAACACAAACUUCAAGAAAAACUUCGACAUCCAGAAGUUCCUGAAGAAACAGCAAGAAUUUGGCCAAGAGAUGCUCUCUGGUCUUUUGGGUGGCCUUUCGUACUUCCAUGGCGAUCAUCUUGUUGAUAGAAAAUCCAUCGUUGACAACGACGAAUUUGCAGUUGAUGAGAAUGAUGGUACAGAGUUGCCAAAACUUGAGGGGGAAUUGGAGGGCCCAUUUGAGCUCUUUACGCUUGUUCCAUCUCGUCCAUUCUUUCCAAGGGGUUUCUACUGGGAUGAAGGGUUCCACCUCCUUCCUCUUUUGAAAUACGAUUCCGACUUAGCAUUGGAGAUCAUUAAAUCCUGGUUCAAUCUUAUUGACGAAGAUGGCUGGAUCGCUAGAGAACAGAUCUUGGGAGCAGAGUCCAGAUCCAGGGUUCCCGAGGCCUUCCAAGUUCAGAGUCCUGCCAUCGUUAACCCACCAACAUUGAUGCUUGCUUUCACAUACCUCUUGGAGAAUUCUCAGAAAACGAAACUCGAUGAAGCCGUCAAUUUAGACGCUGAAGAUUUGAAGGAUAACAUCGGCAAUAUCGUCUUGAAUAACCAUGAGCUCCUCGCCAACUACACUCGCCAAAUCUACCCUAAACUCAAGUCGCAUUUCGAGAUGUUCAGAAGAACACAACGUGGAUCUAUUGAGGAGUUCAACCGUGGUCCCAACCCAGAGGCUUAUAGAUGGAGAGGUAGAACCGUGACACACAGCCUCGCCUCUGGUAUAGAUGACUAUCCUAGACCCCUUCCUUUGGACGUUGCAGAGCUCAAUGUCGAUCUUUUGUGCUGGAUGGGUGUCAUGACUAGAUCUAUCAAGAUGAUUGCCGAGGUACUCGAGUUGCAUGAGGACCAGGAGCAAUUCGGCCAGAUUGAAUCUGACAUCAUCGCAAACGUGGAAGCACUUCACUGGUCUGAGGAGGAUAAGGCCUACUGUGACGUCUCGGUCGAUGACGAUGAUGAAAACGUAUACGUCUGUCACAAGGGCUAUAUUUCGCUCUUCCCAUUCAUGACGAGGAUGAUUCCAGUUGAGCAUGUCGACAAGAUUGAGCAUGUUGUUGAUCAAAUCACAAACCCUGAGGAGCUUUGGUCCGACUUUGGUAUCAGAUCGCUUUCGAAGUCUGACGAGUACUACAGAACCGGAGAAAACUACUGGAAAUCACCUGUCUGGAUCAACAUCAACUACUUGGUUCUUGAAAGCUUACAACACUACCAUGAAGUCACCAAGCCUCACGCAAGUGCACAGCUUAAGAAGAAGAUUGAGCUGGCUUACUCUGAACUUCGUGAAAAUCUCAUAAAGAAUGUAUUCAAGCAAUGGGAGAACACCGGUUUCGUGUGGGAGUCAUACGACGACGAGACCGGUGAAAAUAAAGGAGCAAAGAACUUCUUGGGCUGGACCUCAACCAUCUUGAUUAUUAUGGAGAUGCCCGAAAAAUUAACAUAG
Molecule: messenger RNA, 2466 nt
Organism: Candidozyma duobushaemuli
Lineage: Eukaryota; Fungi; Ascomycota; Pichiomycetes; Serinales; Metschnikowiaceae
Gene: CWH41
Product: Cwh41p
Exons: 2
Coding region: 1-2466 (821 amino acids)
Biological process (GO): protein N-linked glycosylation; oligosaccharide metabolic process
Cellular component (GO): endoplasmic reticulum membrane
Molecular function (GO): Glc3Man9GlcNAc2 oligosaccharide glucosidase activity
Source: RefSeq, a predicted model, not a curated record